GUGUGUGUGUGUGUGUGUGUGUGUGUGCAGCACGUCGACAGUGAGAAGCUCCACCCUCAUCACACUCUGAGGAACAUCAUGUUUCUGGUUUCCCCCGACAACAACAACCUGGGCAGGACGGGUCCGUUUGAGGUGAGCGCCGACCUGGAGGAGUCAAUGGAGUUUGUGGAGCCGGAGGCCGCGGGGCCGGCGGAGGAGAGCGGGGACGAGGCGGUGACGGACGAGGAGACGGACCUGGGGACGGACUGGGAGACGGUGCCUAGCCCACGAUUCUGUGACAUCCCAUCACAGCCCAUGGAUCUUUCCCAGAGUGCUUUGCAGGUUUCCCAGCCCUCCGCCAACACUGGAGGGAUGAUCUCGUCUGCCGCCGCCUCGGUCACCUCCUGGUUCAGAGCUUAUACCGGCCAGCGCUGAUCAGGACCGGACCGGUUCAGACCUGGACCCCUGCAGGACUGGGACUUUUGGUUUGGAGAAGGACCGGUCUGAGAGGUCAGAGGUCAGCAGGUCUGAACAGCCAAUCAGACGACUGUACAUUUUAAAAUCUUCAGACAGGUGACUUGAACCUGUCUCACCUGCUGGAGACACAAACUGUCCACGGGCGCUGAGAUCAGCGGGUCAGACCGCCAGAGCGGACGGAGACCCGCGGCCGGUCUCUCGUCCUCCAGUCGCUCAGAUCAAAAACUCUGAUCAGGAUCAUAGAUCAGAAUCAGGACCUUCAAUAUCUGGAUCAGGUUCUUGUUUCAGCGUGUCGUUAUGAGGUCAGACUCCACCCGUCUCUCUCUCUCUCUGUCUGUCUCUCCCUCCUCCGUCUGUCUGUCUCUCCCUCCUCCGUCUGUCUGUCUCUCCCUCCUCCGUCUGUCUGUCUCUCCCUCCUCCGUCUGUC
This is a messenger RNA of Micropterus dolomieu (smallmouth bass), 883 nucleotides long. RefSeq names its product beclin 1-associated autophagy-related key regulator-like. The transcript is spliced from 3 exons. Lineage: Eukaryota; Metazoa; Chordata; Actinopteri; Centrarchiformes; Centrarchidae. Bases 79 to 414 code for a protein of 111 amino acids. Gene Ontology annotation, cellular component: phosphatidylinositol 3-kinase complex, class III; extrinsic component of phagophore assembly site membrane; autophagosome. The record is from RefSeq and is a predicted model, not a curated record. Gene Ontology annotation, biological process: mitophagy; autophagosome assembly; cellular response to starvation.